Molecule: messenger RNA, 2899 nt
Organism: Cephus cinctus (wheat stem sawfly)
Lineage: Eukaryota; Metazoa; Arthropoda; Insecta; Hymenoptera; Cephidae
Gene: GCS2beta
Product: glucosidase 2 subunit beta
Exons: 2
Coding region: 508-2058 (516 amino acids)
Biological process (GO): N-glycan processing
Cellular component (GO): glucosidase II complex
Molecular function (GO): calcium ion binding; protein binding
Source: RefSeq, a predicted model, not a curated record
AAAAGUCUAAUAUCUUACUACAUUUACGUAUCCUAUUUCGUAUUUUUAUAGAAUCAUUAACCUGUUCAUUAUUUUUUAUAAUCAUAUAUUCAGAUACUGUAAGUUUAUUAUAAUCACGAUGAUCAUAAAUACUUAAUAGCGAUUACGCGGCGAAUGCAUGUAUGUACAGUGGCCGCUCGCAUAGCUAAUCAUUCUACUGCUGAUAUCGCUGAUACCGCAAGGCUGUGCUUGACUAGUCCUGACUGAAGUUCUGAUUAUUCAGGGUGUAGACUGCGAACUGUGAACUCUACUGCCUAAACGCCAAGAAUAUUAGAAAUAUCGUAGUGUGUACGUACGCAAGCGACGGUGAGUUUGGGAGUCAGUCGCCUUUUAUCGCAAUCGUGUGCGUUGUGUCGUGGUGACACGCGAUGCUAAAGUGUGCUGAAAUUCAUCGUUAGGAGCAACGUGAAUUCAAAAAUUAUUCAAAAUACUAUUCAUUUAGGAAUUUGUAUCUAAGCUAAUUCUAAAAUGAACGACUUUUUCAUAUAUUUGAUGCUCGUAGCGGCUUCUUUCUCUUCCGGCCAGAGCCACGUAGCCGGUUCACAAGUCGUUCACAUUCGUGGGAUACCCACAUCGAAGAAUCCCUUUUAUUCUCCUGACCGAGACUUCGAAUGCCUCGACGGGAGCUUACUUUUGCCAUUUAGCCGAGUUAACGAUGAUUAUUGUGACUGUGCUGAUGGGAGUGACGAGCCGGGAACUGCAGCUUGCACCAACGGGUCGUUUUAUUGUAGAAAUGCUGGUCACCGAGCAGCUUACAUUCCGUCGAGCUGGGUCAACGACGAAAUUUGCGAUUGCUGCGAUGGCAGCGAUGAAUACGCCUCGGGAAAAGCGUGUGUUGACAACUGCCAUGAUCUGGGACGCGAGGCUAGACUGGAGGCACAAAAGGCAGCCGAGUUGGCUCGCGAAGGUAACAAGAUUCGUCAGGAACUCUUAGCAAGAGGAAAACAAAUUAAGAGUGAAAUCAAGACACGCCUUGUGAAGAUUCGUGGUGAUUUUGAGGAAGCCCAGCUUACUAAGAAAGAAAAGGAAGCUAUUAAAGCACAGGCAGAGGAACGAGAGAACGCUGCUCUGGAAAAGUACAAGCCUGUCGAAGCAGAACAGCCAGAGCCCAAAGAACAUGAAGAUAAUGAAGAAGAGCAACUCAGUGAUUCGGAGGCUGAAGAUUAUUUUAAAAUGUUAGAUUCUGAUUCGAGUGGCUCUAUUACCAUUAUUGAAAUACAGACGAGAGCUACCUUUGACAAGAAUAGAGAUGGUGUUGUAUCGGAAGAAGAAGCUAUCUAUUUCUUAAAUGGCCAAAAGGAAGUUACACUGGAUGAGUUCCUCGAUGCUGCAUGGGCAAAUAUUAAACCAUUCCUGAUGCUAGAGCAAGGAACAUUCAAACCAGCCCCUGCAGACGAUGUUGAGGGCAUGCAGGAUGGUACUGAGGAACAUGAUAAGGAAGAGGAUGAAUACACAGAAGCAGAAGAACAAGCUGUAGAUGAGCAUGAAGCUCAGCCAGAGGAACAGCAAGUUCAGUAUGAUGAAGAAACACAAGCUCUUGUAGAUGAAGCAAAUAGUGCAAGGGAAAAUUUCAAGCAGGCAGAGAAAGCAAUCCAUGAUCUAGAGGCUGAAAUCAGAAGACUCGAAGACAAGAUUGAUAGAGAUUACGGUGCUGAGGAAGAGUUUGCGUCUCUAGAUGGCGAAUGUUUCGAGUUUACCGAUUCUGAGUAUGUAUACUCGCUCUGCCUCUUUGAUAAAGUACGUCAGAAAUCCAAAUCGGGCGGCAACGACAUCGUCCUAGGCUACUGGCAUGAAUGGGUUGGACCUGAACAAAAUAAAUAUUCGAAAAUGAAGUAUGAUAGAGGACUGGCAUGCUGGAACGGACCCACACGUUCUGCUAUCAUCACCUUAACUUGUGGGAAGGAAAGUAAAUUAAUUUCGGUAACAGAACCAAGUCGUUGCGAAUACGCUAUGGAAUUCUCAACACCGGCAAUGUGUAACCCAAAUAUUGAACAAAGCAAUAUGCACGACGAACUUUAAAUCUACAAAUUUUAGAUUCCAUCAUGAUUCGCUUAUUUUUAAACGCAAAGAAAAACGUAUCAAAAAUCGGGAACUCGCACUUUCAAGGAUAAAUAUUCGAUGACACCAAUGAUAUCAACUGUAUUCCUUCUUCGUUCCUUCGUUUCUUUCCACUAAGAAUUGCAGAAAAAGUCACACCAUUUUCAGUAAGAAAUAUUCCGUCACAUUUCAUCCUUGAAAUUAUCACAGUGUUAUAAUAUCAAUGCAUAAUCAAUUUAUGUCCAUAAUUAUGCCUCUGAUUGGUUGAUAGGAUACGUGUACUUUGAGAAAAAAUUUAUUAGUUUCCUGGUUCAACACUGUAAUUGCCACGAACACAAUGACAGUAUUAACACGCAACUGAAUCACAAUUGCUUGCUUAUUGCUAUUUGUAAAUUGUAUUGGGUUAUUGAGACUGAAUUAUUAAGAGUAAAUAUCCACGCGGUUCAAAGUUAUUCGUAUUCGGUCUCUCUUAACUGCGGAAAAGCCAUUACAUUUCUCAUUCCUUGGCGGCAAUAAGUGGCAACAAUGUACCUUUCCUCUUUUUCAUUGCCAAUCAGAGAUAACUAAUUGUGCGAAACGUAAGCAACAAGCGAUGAAUGCAUGAACGAACGAACAUCUCCACUCUUGGCUAUUUUGCACUUGUCAAGUCACAUCGGACAUUCAAAAUAAAAAGGCACAAGCCUAGACGUUCCAAUGGUUUGUCCGAUAGGAACGUACAAAUAUAAUAAUGAAUAUUUUGUAAUUUUGUAGAGGCACGUGGCCAUGGUCGCAUGUGCAAUUGGGUGCGGAAAAAUAAAUUGAACACUUUUGUUGAACUGUGUAA